AAAGCCAUCACACUGAUAUAUCUGUCUGAACCAUGGUCUGAAAAUCGGAACUCUUGAUAAGAAUUUAGAAGUAUUUGAUUACUUGUGUACUUGUGUUGUGUAAACAUUGAUGUGUGGUAACAAAUUUAUACUUCUGCGUGGAAAUUGAUUUUAGAGCUAGUUAUGGCUUGUUUAUCAAUGGAAAAUCGUCCUCUUAAAAAAUUGAGAUUAGGACCGCCCGAUGUUUACCCACAGGAUCCCAAACAAAAAGAGGAUGAACUGACUCCUGUCAAUGUGAAACAAGGAUUUUCUCAUACACCCAAUCUUAAUCAGUCUGAAGAGUAUGGAUCUGCUAAAAAUCACAACUUUUCUUUAUCAAAGGUCCAAACUUUUAUUAAUGGAGUGCUUACAAAAAAACAAGAAAUCAACACAUUGCCUGAUACUGGCCGAAAACGCCAACUCAUCAAUCCCAAAGAAAAUUUCCAUAAUGUUACUCCAAAGUCCAAGGCAUUCAUUGAGUCUUGGUUCAAAGACUUAGCAGGCAGCAAACCUUUGAUGAAUCUAGGAAAAAGAGUGCCAAUAUUCAACAAGAAGGAAGAAAUAUUUAUCCAACUAAGUGAAUAUCAGGUUCCUAUGUCUAGAGCAAUAUGGUUAAUCAAGAUGACAUCUGCGUAUUCAGUGGCUAUUUCUGAAGCCAAAAUGAAAAAGCGUCAAGUUCCAGAUUCCUCUCAAGAGUGGACUAGUACAUUGGUCCGGUUCAUAAAGGAACAAAUUGUGAAACUACAAGAUUUCUAUCAAAAAUCCACAAAUAGUGGAGGAACUUCUGCUGCAUAUGCUUCAAAUGCUACUGCAUAUCAUAAUGGUAGCCCUUUGAUGAGUGAUGAACAGAAGCUUGCUCUUCGCCAAUUUAAUUAUUGCCAGCAAUUAUGCAAAGUGAUGUUUGAGGAGGGACUUCUUGAAUGCCAAGAUUUCUUACAAUGGCAGUUGGACAUGCUUGAAAAAUGUAAAACUUGUGAUGAUGGUCUUCUCAAGUUUAUUAUUCCAUUAAUCUUGCAGUAUGUAGAUGAAUUUACACAGUGUGAAAUUCUGAGUCGAAAGCUUGUUUUUCAGGUGUGUAGAAGAAUUUCACCGCUUCUAUCGAACGAUCAAAUCAGCGAAGGAUCAGUUUCGUUAGAUGUGGGAAAUUGUGGGCAGCAUAGGAGUGUUCUUCUUCAAAUGUCUGCCAUCAUUCAAGCAGUCGUUCUUCAUUGUCCGACGGCGUUAGUGUGGAACCAUUCUGGAGAAGGAAAAAUAUCAUCUCAUUUGGUUGGAUCCCCUUUAGAUCAUUUGCCUAUUCCUCCGUCAGCAUUACCUAUGGCUCCUCGUUUUUCAAACGAUCACGUCCGUCAGAUGCUUCGAGAAGCUGAGAAUGCCAUCAAACAGCGUAGUAAGGCUGCCGAAUCACGAUGGCCUUUAGAUAAACUGAUUCAUCACUCCGAAAUCAAUUGUAGUGUUAAACAGAAACAACAAAAUCAGCCACAGACUGGGAUUAUAACAGCACGAGUGCUUCAGGCUCUCGAAGCAUUGGAUCUUCAUAGUUUCGACCGUGUAGACUUGACCAACAGUAUCGAUUCACUGUACGUCAAAAUAUUUCCGGCAAUUGGGGGAAACAAAGGAAAUGUUGAUCCUGCAACUGUAGAGCAAAUUGGCCAAUUCGCCAAACAGGAUGAACCGUUUGUUCGCCUGUUGUGUCAAUGGGCAGUUAGUGAUCAACGAUAUGGAGAACACCGCGCGAUUGCAGCUGCUCUGCUUCUAGAAAAGAGACAAAUGGAUUUGGUGGCUUUAACAGAAAGUGAUGCUGUUGGAGGCGAAGACAAUGAUACCGACGAAAAUUUGGCUGCCGUUUCCGCCGUCCAACCCGUUUAUCAGGGAUUUUUAAUGAAAUUUCUUGACUCCGAAGCACCAGUGCUCAAUGAAUCAAGUUCCGGGCACAACAAUCGAACAGUUUUUGCGUCUUUGGUUCAUUUAUACUAUGAACUCAUCAAGCAUGACGUGUUCUCUCAUGACAUGUACAUGUGUACUUUGAUUUCGCGAGGUGAUCUUCUCUCAGUUACACCUGGCCAUAGUGGAGCUACGGUUGCUCCGUCAAAUUCGGGUCAUUUUGCUGGCACUCCAAGCAGCGGAAUGAGUAGUUUAACGGGAUUCCAAUGUAUGAAUGAUUUACGCUGUGAAAUGGAUGACAGUAAAAUAGACGACGAUCUUGGGAAGUUGUUGCAACAUAUCAAAGAAGAACAACAAAUUGUCAUGGACACGCCUGAUUCUCCCAAAGAUGAAAGUCAUAACACACUUGAAACUGGUCGAGGAGAGAAAGAGGGUAAACGUCAAUCAAGACACCUCCUGUUUACCACUCAUUUUCCUUUGCCUCAGGAUGAUAGUUUAAUCCACGACUGCAAUCAACGACACAUUCUGCUGUACGGAGUUGGAAAAGCACGCGAAGAAUCUCGCCAUGCUGUUAAAAAAGUCUCAAAGGAAAUGUGUCGCCUUUUUCACAAGAAGCUAGCGAUUGAUGUCCAAACGGAAGGGACUAAUCUAGCUGGAGGAGUCGGAGCCUUUGUAGGUUCUUCGAAAUCCCGAAAACACUCGUCGCGCCUCGAGUUCAAUUUUGAAUUGAGCAUGCAACGCUUUCUAUCGUUAUCUUACUUUGAUCGUCAUGCCGUAGCUGCCCAAGCAGCCUCAACUUGUAUGGAAAUGAUCAAUAGCUUCACCGUUGGAGGAGCAGCGUAUUUGCCUAUUUUGGAACACAUUUCUUUUCUCUUCGAUCUCUUCGAAGUUUCGCUAAGUAUAAGUGGACUCAUAGAUCUAUGUCUACAGCUCCUUAAAGAACUUCCUGAAGUUGAGCUCCUGCUGUCUCAAAGGAACUCGGUUCUUAGUCGUAACUACCUAACCAACGUAGGACUGUAUAUCGUUGGCGUACUUCGCCGUUUUCACUGCUGUCUACUACUCUCACCCGAGUCGACUGCUGCUGCGUUUGAAUCGCUAUGCCGGAUUGUCAAGCACGUUACGAAUCCUGCCGAUUGCAGUUCGGCGGAACGCUGCAUUUUAGCGUAUUUGUACGACUUGUACAGUUGCUGCUCAUUCCUUAAGGCCAAAAACGGUCAAUUGGAUUCAUCUCUAACGAGUUCAAACUCAUCUUCUAGUCGCGGCAGUAGUGGUGUGGCUAUGAAUACCGGAAGUGAAGUGUUUGCAUUCUCUAACGCGUACCCUAAAAUUAAACAAACCAUAUUUGCCCCUGUCGUAUCACUACCGAAAUCCGUGCAUCCAUUGAACCGGGAUUUUCUCCAGGACUACAUAACUAGUCCACGCCGAAAGCCCGAGCCACACAUUUUGCGUCAACUGUCGGACUCUGCACAAUUGCGUUAUAGCUUCGUCUUCAACGUUGUAGUAGCUGUGUGCAAUGAAGCUGACAAUGAUAAGCUAAAUGAUAUUGCACUUCUCUGUGCCGAAUUGACCGCCGGAUGUUCGGCACUGUCCGCCGAGUGGUUAGGAGUGUUGACAUCUCUCUGCUAUUCGGCCACGGCUUACAUAGAUGUCUCAACACAGGUAGAUGUUCAGGAUAAUUCCAUCCACCACAAUUUAGCUGUACUGUUUUCGGUACUUUUAGCGCGUCAUUGCUUUGGGCUUCAGGAUUUUUUGCUAUAUGUUGGAGUUCCUUCGUUGGUUAAAAUAUGGAACGAAGGGGGCCGUUCCGAUACCGAUCCGGAAGCCGAAGCUGGUGCGCGUUUGACUUGCCACCUCGUGUUGAGACUGUUUAAGACGUCGGAUGCUCCACAUCCUGCGUGUUACAGCAAUAGCAGCCACAGUGUGAAUGCCUCCCCUCAUCACACAUUGCAACAAACCGCGCCUUCCUCUUUGGGUGUAAAACUAGCGUGUGAUCGCCAUCUCCUAGCGGCUACUCACAAUAGCAUUUCUGUCGGUCCUGUCUUAGCGGUACUCAAAGCAAUUCUGGUGCUGGCAGAUCGCGUUCCACCCGAAGGUAAAAGUAGCCGGCUGACAGGCAGUGGAAGCAACAUCAACAGCAGUAACAGGUUAGGUGUAGGUAACAGUUCGAUGGCCAACGAAGUCAGCAUCUCCCACAUCUUGGGAACCUCUUGGAGCGGUGAUUUAGACUUGGACUUUGGUUCGAGCAAUUUUGGAGUCGGAGGCGGUCGUAACAGUUUUGGUGGGGCUACCGAGAACGUGCCAUUGGCUUCCUACGCCAGAUAUGUUUUGAGGCAAAUUUGCUCUCAGCCUUGGGUUCAUCAACGUUGUUUGCAAAAUCCUGAAGAAUUGCUGAAACUGGAUGGCCUUCUCGAUAGCUGCUUAAGCUUACGUCAAGCUCAGCGUCUUCUCCAGAUGAUAAGCCGUCCCGAUUCGGGUGCCAGUGUAGUUGAGGAUAUCAGUAACGAACACCAAGAUUAUCGACAGGUCGUUAACCGUGUUUUAGAGAGUCUCGAUCAAUGGCGGUUACGAGUUGCUUGGUUGGACCUGCAACUGCUUUGCCAGCAAUUAACUUCAAUAGGCAGUGGAGGGGCAUCCUCUACUGACAUGAAUCAAUUAUUGGAGGCUAUCGCUCGCGCUGUUCUUGACGUGUUUGAACUGUCUACAACACCAGGUGUAAAAGAGGAGCCAGAUCAGAGCGGAGGAUCCAGUUCUCUGAAAAAGCGAACCGAAGCGGCAUCUGCUACCCCAUCCUCUUCUGUUUCCGGUUCCGCCAUCAAAUCGCAUCCGAGUCUGUCAAUUUCGUUGAUUGCUCCCUUAGUGUCGAAGCUUCCAGGAACUGUUCAAGGGCGAAUUCUCAAAGUGGCAAGCCAAGUACUUGAAAGCUGCAAUUGGGGUCUAGUUUCCAAGGGAAAAGAUAAAGAGCGCAACAUUCCAAACCCCACACUAGCUUUUCGUUCCAAAUCGUUGCUGUCUUACGAACCUUUGUUAUCUCUGGUGAUGACAUGUCUUAAAGGACAAGACGAGCAACGCGAGAUGUUUCUUUCUUCUCUUCAUUCUCAAUUGUCGCACUUCAAUUUAUUGCUCAAAGAGGAUCGCCUCUAUCAGGGUGAAGACAUCCGAGCGCGACAGGCAAUGCUAGAAGCAUUGCAACUCCGUUUUAGUCUUGUUGGCGGUUUAUUUGAUUCUAUUUUGCGUAAUCCAAUGGUAGCCAUAGAUUGGGCUAUCCUGUUGACUCAGCUAGUGACUAACGGAGUAGUGGAUGCAUCCAAUAAUACCGAACUCUUUACGACAUUGCAAGAUAUGUUGGCUACCUUACUGCACUCCACCCUAGUGACUGACGGCCAAUCUGAUCGUGGUGAAGACAGCCGUAAAUACUACCCGAUCCUGAUUAAAAAAUUGAAAAAAGAAUUAGCUGAACGCAAAGGAUCUCCAUCCAUUCAAUGUAUCAAACAACUUCUUCCCCUACCGAAGCUAACCAGUGAAUUUGUGACGUGUGAACCUUAUGGGACUCUAACCGAUACCAAGGGAAACAAAAUUAGCGGAUUUGAUAGCAAUGACAAGAAACAAGGACACCGACUGUAUGAAAAACAGCGAGUUUCUCCCUGGGAAAUACUGGAAGGCCACAAAACAGCUGCUCCACUCUCUUGGGCUUGGUUUGGAGCUGUUCGUGUCGAGCGGAAACCACUUCGGCACCAAGAAGUCCAACGGCUGCUGCGUCAUCAUACACAUGCCUUGCACAAACCUGCAUCAUACUAUCUAGAACACCCAAUCCUUCCGCCGGAAGAAUUGGAACCUCCUGUAGUGGAAAAGAUUGUCCCGAAAGAAGAAGUUUGCUUCAAAAUGGAGAUACCGUCUUCUGAUCAAUCACCUAGAGGAGUAACGAAACGUGGACAGAAAACGAACCAACGUCGACCGCGGGGCAGAAGAGGCGCUGCAGCUGCUGCAGCGGCGGCCGCCGCCGCUGCCACAGUUUCUCAACCGACCGUUGGAGGAGGUUAUCAGAGCCCAGUUGCAUCCGGAAUGUAUCCACCUCAACCACCUCCUCAGUGGAAUAAUUACACAGCGCCAGCCCCACCAGCCUCUCAACAAGGAACAGUCCCAACACCGGCUGCAUUUUUCCCGCAACAAACGAUCGGUCCGAGAUUCCCAAGCGAAAGACCGGGCACCCAAUCACGCCAGGCGUUGAGCAAUAUGCUUAGACAGAGGCAUACAAGUACUCAGUUCGUACCCGGCUCUGGGGCCAAUCCUGCUGGUGCCAAUCCUGCUGCUGUACCCUCGGCUCCGCCCACUGGAGCUGGAGGAGGAGCCAUGCCCAACAAUCCGCGAGUCGCACCAGGUCCAGUGGCUGGUGGUGGUGCAAACCAACAGCAAUUUCCAAACAUUUCGAUGGUAGACAAACAGAGACAGCAGCAGUUCAUGCGUCAGCAAAUGCGACAGCAGCACACAGGAGGUAACGUCUUUGGACAGCAAGGACCGCAACAGGCACAGCCACAACAGCAGCAACAACAACAACAACAACAGCAGCAGCAGCAGCAACAACAACAGCAACAACAACAAGUGCAAAUGGCUCCUGGUGGAUUUUCAAACAUACACACACCCAUGAAUCAGAAUUUCGGCAUGUUCCAAAGCGGAACACCUGGUAUGCAACAACUCGUCAAUCCCCAACAACAGCAGGCCCAAUCACAACCCGCACAACAACAGCCACAGCAGCAAGGAAUGAUGGGGCAGCAUUUUCCUCAAGCAGCUGGAAAUUUCCCCAUGCAACAAACGCAGCCACAAGGGAAUAUGAUCCUCAUGCAACAGCAACAUCAACAGCCCCAGGGGCGUGGAAUGAACGCUACUCCCAUGCGCCCGCCGUUUAUGCAGAGCGCCGGGAUGCAAAUGAACGCGGCACAGCCAAACCAAUUCGUUAGAGGAGCUAUGCCUAAUCAGCAGCAAGCUGUUCGGUUACAACACCAACAAAUGGUGGCUAUACAACAGCAACAACAAAUGCAGCACAACAUGGGGCAGCAGCAACAACAUAAUCAGCAUUACCAUCAGCCCUUUUAAAUGAAAAAAAAGACCAGUAUUAAAGGUCUAAAAAUGAAUUUAUUUGAAUAUAUUUGAAUAUAUUCCACAUGUAAUUGCAUAAACAACACGUUAUCCUCGUCGGAUAAGUAUCUCUUUCUUAAAUAAAAAUUUUGUUUACUUUA
Daphnia pulex (common water flea) is the source of this 7130-nucleotide messenger RNA. Its product is annotated as mediator of RNA polymerase II transcription subunit 12-like. Bases 163 to 6987 code for a protein of 2274 amino acids. The transcript has 23 exons. The record is from RefSeq and is a predicted model, not a curated record. Gene Ontology annotation, molecular function: transcription coactivator activity. NCBI's taxonomy places the organism in Eukaryota, Metazoa, Arthropoda, Branchiopoda, Diplostraca, Daphniidae. Gene Ontology annotation, biological process: regulation of transcription by RNA polymerase II. Gene Ontology annotation, cellular component: mediator complex.